CAACCUGAAGGUUUGGGGUUUCCAACAUAAUUCAGAAUACCAAAUCCACGCAUCAGGCUUUUGUUGUACUGAAAACUGUCCGUGUUGUUUGCAAUAGAGCUUUUUUCUGCUAGAUAACUUUUGCACCAACAAGGAGAAAAGAAGUAAUUAAAAAUAUAUAUGUAUCUUAGCAUCAAGGAAGCAAUGGGCUUAUUUUGAGCAUUUGUAUUCUUAGUGUGAAAUAUUAGUGAAAUUAUACAAACAGCAUAUAAAGAUUCUCAGGCUGUACCAUACUUGGUGUUCACCUUCACUUUGCAGUGGGAAAGCGUGUCCUUGAUGAGACUGAUCCCAGCACUGCUGUCAUCAGUAAGGAGAGCUGCAAGGAGCAGACAAUGUCUUAACGUUUUUAGCCCCCUUUUUUCUUCUCUGUAAGAUGCUGUUAUGGUCUGGAAGAAACGCAGGCUGCUUCACAUUUUGCACCCUCAUGCUCAGACCAAACAAACUCUGAAAACGGGGGAAGCGCCUGCAGCUUUCACUUCUGAGCUGGAGCAAAACAAGGCUGAUGUGCUCAAGGUCACAAAGGAAGCCGGUGGCUGAGCUGGAUAUGGGAAAUCAGCUUUCCUGCACUGUGGGCUGGAGCUGCAGCCGUCCUCAGUGAGCCUUCCGCACACACCGCUGUACGGAGUUGUGUGGCAGAUACUGCUGGGACAAACAUAACUCACCCUGUGUUCUUGGAAGCAUUUGGCUGUCAGUGUAGCACUCUGGGGCUUUGAAAACUUUCCUUGGGGGGGAGGGCCAUCCAGGCAUGUCUUCAGCCCCUUUGGCUUUCUUCAGCCCCAGAGAGAGCUUUGUGCCUGAGCGGUGAUGCAGAACAUCAGAUGGCCUGCUUGCGGCCUGGGGUUUUUCUUUUUGUGUGUGACUGUUUUCUCUUUUAAAUAUAGAAGAAAGCAGUGCUUCUAAAAAGCAGCAGCUGUAUUUAUUGAGAGUUUUGACACACACCACUAUAGCCCUGCAGUGCCGGAGUAUUGAGUGAAGACGUGGUGCCACUAUGGGUAAAAAAAAAAAAAAAAAGCGGUAAUUAAAUAUGUGCUGUAGAUUAGUUUGUGCUGCUUACAAGUAGGCAGGUAGGUUAAGUUGAAGGCUGUUAGCUUGGGAUUAAUUCCCUUUUGGUUAUAGACCAGGAUAAGCCUUGUGCCUUAUUGCUGAGGGCUGGGAGGGAGGAAAGAUUAACACACGCUGUAUGGAGAGGCUGAGCUGUGUGAGUCAUGUUCCUGUUGGGUUUAAUGUGUGUUUCAGCAGAGCCAGUCCACACAGUCAUAGAAUAGCCCGAGGUGGAAGGACCCGUAGGGAUCAUUGAGUUUUGCUAAGGGUAAAAGGGGUAUUUUCUUUAUUUCCACAUCCACCUGCAGCUGUUUAUAAACAUGUGCUUGUCCAGUAUUUACGCUCAAACAAACCGCUGUAAGUAGCUUUGAGGUUUUGUGCUGCAGGUUGAGAGCAAACUUAGUGCAGCAUGGCACUGACCUUUGCCUUUCGAGCAGAGGUAUAUAAAGCAGCCCUGACACGGGGAGUGCUGCUGAUUCAUCAGUGGCAUCGGGUUUGAGGGAUUUGGGGGAGGGAGGGGAGAUGUUUCACGUUUGCAGGUGAUUCUUUUUGGUUUUUAAUAGCUUUUGCUGCGUUCUUUCCAAUCCACCCGCCUACGGCCGAGCUUCUUUCAGCUCCCUUUUGUCGCGGUUGUGGAGCAGAGCAGGUGACGCUGUCAGGUCCGCUCCCUUCGAAGUAGCCGUGAGUCGGUGCGCUGUGAGGCUUCUGCCCGGAACGGCUGCCUAAAGGUCUCCGGACCGGGAAGCGCUCGGAGAUUCUCGCAGGGACGCGCCGGAGCCGCUCAUUGUUCGCCUCCCAUUGUUCCUCCCGGGGCAGUUCCUGCAAAGCAAACGCCGGGGGGGCUUCUGCGAGCCUCAGCGGAACAAAAAGCGGUCGGCGAGCGCAGCUCCAGACAUGACCCGGGUCAGGCUUGAUUUACGGCUUAGUCGAUUUGCGAAGCCGCUGUCAGUUCUGUAAGCGGGAGGCUGCCGGCUGCAUUGAGCAGAAGGGGGAGAUUAGCAUAUUAAUGCGGCGCUCGCUAAUCGCCUCCCCCUUUCCUCCCCUCCCCGCCGAAGGAAGGAAGGGACUGGCAGGGCACUGCCUGCUCGGGGCUGGCCGAGGAUGGAGGCAGCGCCCGUUCUCCCGGCGGCCGCGGGCGGCUGCGGCCCCGCGCCCGAAUUGGCGGCUCCCGGGGGCCGCCGGCAGCACCGGCACUGAGAGCUGAGCCGCCGGAGCCGGGCUGCAGCCCUGCGCGCUGGGUGCAUGCUGCUGCUGCCGGGGGGGGCAGGCCGGCAGGCCCCGCAGCCAGCAGGUGCUGUCUGUAUGGAGAAGAGCGGCUGCAGCCCAUUCCCGAUGUGCUGGGCUAAAGAAUAUGACAGAUACCUAGCAUCUAGCAAAACCAUGGCAGCAGCUUACCUUGAUCCAAACUUGAAUCAUACACCAAGUUCAAGUGCAAAGACGCACCUCGGUACUGGGAUGGAGCGUUCCCCGGGGGCCAUGGAGCGAGUCCUAAAGGUCUUUCACUACUUUGAAACCAGCAGUGAGCCAACGACGUGGGCCAGCAUUAUCCGGCAUGGAGAUGCUACUGAUGUUCGAGGCAUAAUACAGAAGAUUGUGGACAGUCACAAAGUGAAAAAUGUGGCCUGCUAUGGGUUGCGACUCAGUCAUCUGCAGUCUGAGGAGGUUCACUGGCUGCACCUGGACAUGGGAGUAUCCAAUGUGAGAGAGAAAUUUGAACUAGCACAUCCUCCAGAAGAAUGGAAAUACGAACUGAGAAUUCGAUACCUGCCCAAAGGAUUUCUAAACCAGUUCACUGAGGACAAACCAACUUUACAUUUUUUCUAUCAGCAGGUGAAAAAUGACUAUAUGUUAGAAAUAGCAGAUCAAGUGGACCAGGAAAUUGCUUUGAAACUAGGUUGCCUUGAAAUCAGGAGAUCCUACGGAGAGAUGAGAGGCAAUGCAUUAGAAAAGAAAUCCAACUAUGAAGUGCUAGAAAAAGAUGUCGGUUUAAGACGAUUUUUUCCGAAGAGUUUGCUAGAUUCAGUGAAGGCCAAAACACUACGAAAAUUAAUCCAACAAACAUUUCGACAAUUUGCCAACCUCAACAGAGAAGAAAGUAUUCUGAAAUUCUUUGAGAUCCUCUCUCCAGUGUACAGAUUUGACAAGGAAUGCUUCAAAUGUGCUCUUGGUUCAAGCUGGAUUAUUUCAGUGGAGCUGGCAAUUGGCCCAGAGGAAGGAAUCAGCUACCUUACAGACAAGGGUGCAAAUCCAACUCACCUGGCAGAUUUUAAUCAAGUACAAACUAUUCAGUAUUCAAACAGUGAAGACAAGGACAGAAAAGGGAUGUUGCAACUGAAGAUAGCUGGUGCACCUGAGCCUCUGACAGUGACAGCACCAUCCUUAACCAUUGCAGAGAAUAUGGCUGACUUGAUAGACGGAUAUUGCCGACUGGUGAAUGGAGCCACGCAAUCUUUUAUUAUCAGGCCACAGAAAGAAGGUGAAAGAGCUUUACCAUCAAUACCAAAGCUGGCCAACAAUGAGAAGCAAGGAGUAAGGUCUCACACAGUCUCUGUAUCAGAAACAGAUGACUAUGCAGAGAUUAUAGAUGAAGAAGAUACUUAUACAAUGCCAUCAAAAAGCUAUGGAAUAGAUGAAGCCAGAGAUUAUGAAAUUCAAAGGGAGAGAAUUGAACUGGGGCGCUGCAUUGGUGAAGGACAAUUUGGAGAUGUGCACCAAGGAAUUUACAUGAGUCCGGAAAAUCCAGCUAUGGCUGUAGCAAUCAAAACGUGUAAAAACUGCACCUCAGACAGCGUUAGAGAAAAGUUCCUACAAGAAGCCUUAACAAUGCGUCAGUUUGAUCAUCCUCACAUUGUGAAGCUCAUUGGAGUUAUUACAGAAAACCCAGUGUGGAUAAUCAUGGAGCUCUGUACGCUUGGAGAGUUGAGAUCAUUUUUGCAAGUAAGAAAAUUCAGCUUGGACCUGGCCUCCCUGAUCCUCUACGCUUACCAGCUUAGCACAGCACUUGCUUACUUAGAGAGCAAAAGAUUUGUACAUAGAGAUAUUGCUGCUAGAAACGUGCUGGUAUCUGCCACUGACUGUGUGAAACUGGGUGACUUUGGCUUAUCCCGAUACAUGGAAGACAGUACUUACUAUAAAGCUUCCAAGGGAAAGUUACCUAUCAAAUGGAUGGCUCCAGAGUCAAUCAACUUCCGACGGUUUACCUCAGCAAGUGAUGUGUGGAUGUUUGGUGUGUGCAUGUGGGAGAUCCUGAUGCAUGGGGUAAAGCCCUUCCAGGGAGUGAAAAAUAAUGAUGUUAUUGGUCGGAUUGAGAACGGCGAGCGGCUGCCCAUGCCUCCAAACUGCCCUCCCACCCUCUACAGCCUUAUGACCAAGUGCUGGGCAUACGACCCUAGUAGACGACCCAGAUUUACUGAACUUAAAGCACAACUCAGUACAAUACUGGAGGAGGAGAAGCUGCAGCAAGAAGAACGAAUGAGAAUGGAAUCCAGGCGACAAGUCACAGUGUCCUGGGACUCAGGAGGAUCAGAUGAAGCUCCUCCCAAGCCCAGCAGGCCUGGUUACCCCAGCCCAAGGUCCAGUGAAGGGUUUUAUCCAAGUCCUCAGCAUAUGGUACAGCCAAAUCACUACCAGGUAUCUGGCUACUCUGGUUCUCAUGGGAUACCAGCCAUGGCAGGCAGCAUUUAUCCUGGACAAGCUUCUCUCUUGGAUCAAACAGAUUCCUGGAACCAUCGACCUCAGGAAGUAUCAGUAUGGCAGCCAAACAUGGAGGAUUCAGGCACUUUGGACGUACGAGGAAUGGGGCAGGUUCUACCCACACAUCUCAUGGAGGAGAGAUUAAUACGACAACAACAAGAGAUGGAAGAAGAUCAACGCUGGCUUGAGAAGGAGGAACGAUUCCUGAAACCUGAUGUGCGGCUCUCCAGAGGCAGCAUCGAGCGGGAGGACGGAGGUCUCCAGGGCCCAGCUGGUAACCAGCACAUAUAUCAGCCUGUGGGUAAACCAGAUCAUGCAGCUCCACCAAAGAAGCCCCCUCGCCCUGGAGCCCCCCACUUGGGCAGCCUCGCGAGCCUGAACAGCCCUGUGGACAGCUACAAUGAAGGCGUGAAGCCAUGGAGGAUCAAGCCGCAGGAAAUCAGCCCUCCUCCUACGGCCAACCUGGACCGUUCCAAUGACAAAGUCUAUGAGAAUGUAACCGGGCUGGUGAAAGCUGUCAUAGAGAUGUCCAGUAAAAUACAGCCAGCUCCGCCAGAGGAGUACGUGCCCAUGGUAAAGGAGGUUGGCUUGGCGCUGAGAACCUUGCUAGCAACAGUGGACGAGUCGCUGCCAGUGCUUCCUGCAAGCACCCACAGAGAGAUUGAGAUGGCCCAGAAACUGCUCAACUCUGACCUGGCUGAGCUCAUUAACAAGAUGAAGCUGGCCCAGCAGUAUGUCAUGACCAGCCUGCAGCAGGAGUACAAGAAGCAAAUGCUGACAGCCGCUCACGCUCUGGCUGUGGAUGCCAAGAACUUGCUGGAUGUCAUCGAUCAAGCCAGACUGAAAAUGAUCAGCCAGUCGAGGCCGCACUAAGCACCGAGGGAAGAGUUUCAUCUGUCUGUUGUAGAAUUCUGCUUGCGAAAGGAUUAGUUCACCUUCCACCAGCAGUGAGGAUUAACCCAGUGUGGUCCUGGCUUUCCAGCGCCUCUUGCUUCAGCAGCCCUGACUGACAGCUGUUGGUUCUCUCCCAUUACAAAAGGUUAACCACGUUUUUUUUUCUCACAAAGCCAAGCUGGCCUGGGAUUCAGAAAGCGGCAUCAUCACCGGAUGAAGUUUGUACAGAAGUCCUUGGGAAACGAUGGCUUUGGAGCAGCACGGUUCCAUUGCAUCGGCCGCGCUCAGCCCAGAGCUGCGGUGGAGUUUCGGAGCCGGAACUGUUGGAGCAGCAGAGCGGAGCGAGAUAUUGUGAAGAAUUCUGGGAAACCUCAGGGCUGAGAAUUCUUGCCCACAGUAUAUGAACUAUCCAGACUGGAAUUUUUUUUAUUAGAACACUUACGUCGCAAUAUGCUAAUCACAAUUUACAGAGAAAGAAAAUAAAAAGCUAUAUUUUCAAGACGUCAGUCAUUUCGAGACAAACUAAAGCCCUCUUCAUCUUCCUGCCUUUUACUUUUAUGUGAAUGUGUGACGCCUUUGGUUGGAACUAGCUGUAGGACACAACGGAAAACUCUCUUCUUUUUCACCAGAAUAACGUGCCAGUUCUUUUGUAGCAAUGUUGUUUUCCUUGGAAGCGAAAAUGCUGCUUUGUACCAGAGCAACUCAGAGCUGCACUUAAGAGGAGUCCUGUAACCAUUCAUGUCCCCCAUUUUUAUAUAAUUUAUAAAGACAGAUUAAAGCCAUGUUGAAUAUUUUAAACCCCCUGUAGUUAACUAACCCAUCCUUUUGUCUGUCUUGCCUGGGAGGAGUUACAGUAGAGCAGUGUAAUUAGAUUUUCCUUGGUUUUCCAAUUACGCCAUCUGUUCUGUUAAAAUAAAAACCACACUCCCUUUUUGCUGUUGAGGGAUAUAAAUUAUUCUCAGGAAGAAUAUAAUGAACUGUACAGUUACUUUGACCUAUUAAAAAGGUGUUACCA
Molecule: messenger RNA, 6682 nt
Organism: Phasianus colchicus (ring-necked pheasant)
Lineage: Eukaryota; Metazoa; Chordata; Aves; Galliformes; Phasianidae
Source: RefSeq, a predicted model, not a curated record